CUGCAGUAGUAGUGCAACAUCGAUGAAAUGAAGAUAAUUUCCAUGAUCAGCUUCUUGGUUACUUUCUCCCUGCUGGCAAUAGCGUUGUUCAUUGUUUUCGUUUCAAUAGUAGAACUAGAACCCGAUGGGCAUUUACAUGGCGGCGUGGAAUAUGACGUCCGUGUGGUAAAUGGCUUCACAAGCAACUCGUCGCUGCCUUUGGUGAUAUGGUGCGCGUCCGAAGACAGUGAUCUCGGAGGACGUGCCCUUCAAGAGCACGACGACUUCGGGUGGAGGGUCAGGACCAACUACUUCUGGAGCGCCAGUACUCAUUUCUCUUGCACUAUCAAAUGGGACCAAAAGAGGAAGAGUUUCGACGCCUUUAAGGUUCCCAGGGAUUCUUACCGCUGCGGCCCCCUUAGGAAGUGCUUGUGGUUGCUCAAAGAGGACGGCUUUUACUUCAGCAAUGAUGAUGUCAACUGGACAAAAGACUUCUCAUGGUAGUUUUUGAGGAACACCAAAUUAAUAAAUUAAAGGUUAUGUUUUAUCAGCUAGCUUUCACUCAAUUUUACCACAUUUUUUUUUUCUUUUUAACGUUGUAUUAAUCAUAUAAUAAAGGACUAAUUGAAAGACUUUUCUGCACGCCAUCGUUGUAACCAAUUAAUUAAAGGAUAUGAUAUGAUAUUCAAUAUAACAGGCUAGGAUGCUCGAGGGCAUGUGUACAGCUAGCGCACGAUCGAGGGGAUGAUCCGCACAAUCUUUUCUGUCAGACCUUGAUGAUCAUGUGGAUCUAUGCAAUUCAAUCCUGGUGAUAAAAAAAAAAAAGAACAAAAAAUGAAGAAGAACAAAAAAGUAUGUACAGCUAUCUUCUAGUUUCUUAAGCGUCUAGGAUUAGAAAAUUUUGAUCAGAUUUGGAAAAAUAUCAAAGGAUACCACGUGUAUAGCUCUGCAUUGUAAUUAUUGGGUACCCAGCACCGAUGGGGUAA
This is a messenger RNA of Alnus glutinosa, 965 nucleotides long. RefSeq names its product S-protein homolog 6-like. The transcript has a single exon. Bases 28 to 483 code for a protein of 151 amino acids. NCBI's taxonomy places the organism in Eukaryota, Viridiplantae, Streptophyta, Magnoliopsida, Fagales, Betulaceae. The record is from RefSeq and is a predicted model, not a curated record.